AACCCGAUAUUUUCGGGAUGCGGGUCGAAAUCGGGUGGGUGGAUUAGGUUCUCGGUUAUAUCCGAAUACCCAAUUUAUUUUUUAUUUUUUUGUUUGUUUUUAUUUAUUGUUUUUAAGAAUUCAUACUCCCUAUAAUUAAAUAAUUAAAUUAGGCUUUAUAAAUCACUUCACUCUUCAUCUCUCACACUCUCGCUCACUUUCUCUCUGGCUCUCUGCCGUCUGGUCGCUGCCUCUCCUCGCUCUGCCGUCGGCGCUCCAAGCAGUAGCAGCAGGCAACAGGCAGAAACAGUGCGCGCCUCCGCCGCCACCAUCCCCACCUCCGUCCGGUCGUCGCCGCCGCCACGCCCUGCCUCGCCUUCGUAUCCACUUUUUGAAUCAUGUGAUUUCAACAAUAUUCCUGCCAAAUAGAAAAUUCUUCUGUAAAUUGGGUUUUAGGAUAUCCGAUAGAAAAUUAUAUCGGGUCGGAAUCGGGUAUCCGACCCGUUUGCACAGUCCUUAGUAAUUAUUUAUUCCACCCCUUUCCAUCUCUCCACAACUCUCUCUCCAAUCACCAAUUCUCUCUCAUCUCUGCAGAUUUUCUUCGCUUCUCAGCCUCUAUAAUUAAGCUAUAAAAUUUGGGAAGAUGUCCGGACAGACUCAGCGCUUGAAUGUUGUUCCGACUGUGACAAUGCUUGGCGUAAUGAAAGCUCGACUGAUUGGGGCUACGAGAGGCCAUGCAUUGCUCAAGAAGAAGAGUGAUGCCCUGACUGUGCAAUUUCGGACAAUCCUAAAGAAAAUUGUUUCCACGAAGGAAUCCAUGGGAGAUAUCAUGAAAACUUCCUCCUUUGCCCUUACAGAAGCUAAAUACGUUGCUGGUGAUAAUAUCAAACACUCUAUUCGCGAAAAUGUCAAAAGUGCAUCACUCAAGGUUAGAUCACAUCAGGAAAAUAUUGCUGGUGUGAAACUUCCCAAGUUUGAAUACUUCGUGGAUGGAGAAACUAAGAAUGACUUGACUGGUCUAGCAAGAGGAGGCCAGCAGAUCCAAGCAUGCCGCGCAGCAUAUUUGAAAUCUAUUGAGCUGCUCGUUGAACUUGCUAGCCUCCAGACAUCGUUCCUGACCCUUGAUGAGGCAAUCAAGACCACAAAUCGUAGGGUCAAUGCGCUGGAGAAUGUCGUGAAGCCACGCAUAGAGAACACAAUAAGUUACAUCAAAGGAGAGUUGGACGAACUGGAGAGGGAGGACUUCUUUAGGCUGAAGAAGAUUCAAGGUUACAAGAGGAGAGAGGUCGACAAGCAGCGUGAAUCUGCCAAGGCGUAUGCUGAAGAGAAGGUUGCUGAAGAAAUGUCAUUGCAGAAAGGUAUCUCUCUUACUUCAGCCCAUGACCUGCUAUCCCAGUCGAAGAAAGACGAGGACAUAAUCUUUUGAAAGAGCUUUAUUAGUUUGAGUUUGUUCAAAUUAUGUUGUGUGAUCUUGCUAUAUUCCAUGUCUCUUGUUUAUAAGGCAUUAUAUUAUUAUUUGGCGAAGAGUUAUUUUCCCGAAAUAAGAGCCUUAUGUAUUUAUUCGUCAACUCAUAAAUCUUGAAGUUUCUUGGUAAAAUACAUCUGGUGAUCUUUAUUUGAACUUUUUCCUUUGAUAGCUUGAUGAUGUAAUUGAAUAAUCUAUUCAUCCAUCUAUAGUUCAUGAAGUUUUGUAUUUUUAUUUUGGUAGUGAGGCCACUAGAACUUGAAGAUAAUGAAGUGAUGUACUUUGUCUUAAA
Salvia miltiorrhiza (redroot sage) is the source of this 1736-nucleotide messenger RNA. RefSeq names its product V-type proton ATPase subunit D-like. Bases 623 to 1405 code for a protein of 260 amino acids. The record is from RefSeq and is a predicted model, not a curated record. Gene Ontology annotation, molecular function: proton-transporting ATPase activity, rotational mechanism. The transcript has 2 exons. Lineage: Eukaryota; Viridiplantae; Streptophyta; Magnoliopsida; Lamiales; Lamiaceae. Gene Ontology annotation, cellular component: proton-transporting V-type ATPase complex; vacuolar membrane.